UUUAGCACCGAUCGAGUUUCCCGAUGCCCAUUCAGUGCCAGCAGGCGUAAAGCAACACAACUCUACGGAAUCUCUUCACUCUACUUUAGACAACACAACUCAUAAAACAAGCGACUCGCUGGCACGAGAGAGAGACAGCAAGUGUGGAAACCCUGUCAAAUUCCCAUUAAGAGGUGACCCUAUUCUUGGCAAGAAACGAUGUGAGGGGGCAUGAGGACAUCACCUGUAACUUUUUCCAUCCUUAUAAUUAAUUUAGAAUAAUGAUUCUUAAAAGUGUCGAUACAAACCUUCAAGCAACAUGAACUUAUCAUUCCUGAUGCGCAAAUCGCCAUGAUGAGGCAAGUUGCAAAACUGCUAUGUGAGCUGUGCUUGUGACUGUGAAAGAAGAGACUCUUUUAAAGGAAGCCUUUAAUAGCAGCAGAGAAUCCAGAAGAAGAUGGAUUUGGCAUCAAGUAAUGUUGGAUGUAAGCAAAUUCAACUUCUCGUGAACUUUUCCUGAAGAAAAUUUACUGAAAAAAGAUGGCAACACUCUUUUUUGCAUAUUAGAAUUUAGUGAUGGCCCCACCCAAUUUUUGUAUUUCCUACUGCAGGAAUUUACACUGCAUAUACGCUGUACAGCUCUGAAGGAACCUGAACUACUGACUUUUGACUUCAGGACGGCGGGUCGUAGUGGAUUCAAACAUUUCCAUGCACAAAUGAAUAUUUAUUUUGGGAUGUAGUGGAAUUUCCAGACCAUAUCUAGAAGACUUAAAUUAAACCAUAAAAUGGAAAUUACCUGGCGCUUCACAAUGAAUGAUUGCACAUGAUAAAACGGCUUCCUGGGCUUCUUCAAUGAAACUUUCAGCUUUAAACUAUCCAGAUGUAAAAACGAAUGGCAAAAAGUUUUAAGUGCUGAUGAUGUCUGUGACACCAUCUCUUGACAUCACCAUGGCCGAGCCCAUUCCCAUUCCAACUGUGAACAUUCUUCCUCCGUCUUCCGAUACAGAGUCAUUGUCCUGCUCCUCAAGCCCACGGCUACACCGGUACCACUUAAGCAGACGAAACCGGGAGCGAAGGAGAGGCAAGGUGCAGCAAGAAAACGGAUUAGAGAACCAUUGGAAAAAAGGGAAAAAGACGAGAGAUAGAAGUCAAAGUCCAUCACCUCCAGUGGUCUCCAGUGUAGAAGAGGAGGUGCAGGGCAGUCCCUCCAUGCUUCUCUUACCCCAAUCCCACUCAUGGUCACAAAGCUCCUCGCUAAGCAAGCGCUCUCGCUGGUCUUUCCGUAGCCUUCUCAACAAGGACUCGGACUGUGACAGCAGCAGUACAGCCAGUAACUCUCCACGCAGCACUCCCGGCAGCUCACCCUCCCUGCGUCGGCGUGUGCUGGGAGGCAGAGCCAGCGAAGGGGAGGUGGGUGGAGAUAGAUGCGGUGGGGGCUCCGACAGUCCCCUUCCUCCGACCCCCUCCUCCUCUACCUCCUCCUAUCCACUCGCAGCCCGACACUUCACCCGCAAUGCCAAGAAAAUGCAGAGCUGGUACAAUGUUCUGAGCCCCACAUACAAACAGAGGAAUGAAGACUUCCGCAAACUCUUUAAAAAGCUGCCUGAUUCAGAGCGUCUCAUAGUGGACUAUUCAUGUGCACUGCAGAAAGACAUUCUGCUCCAGGGCCGUCUCUACCUGUCUGAGAACUGGCUCUGCUUCUACAGUAAUAUAUUCCGAUGGGAGACCACGAUAACGAUACUGCUGAAAGAUGUGACAAGUCUGACCAAAGAGAAGACGGCCAAGCUCAUCCCUAACGCCAUCCAGAUUAGCACUGAACACGAGAAGCACUUCUUCACAUCGUUUGGGGCGAGGGAUCGCAGCUACAUGAUGAUCUUCAGACUAUGGCAGAAUGCACUGAUGGAUAAUACUCUGUCUCCCAAGGAGCUGUGGCACAUUGUUCACCAGUGUUACGGCACAGAGCUGGGGCUCACUAGUGAAGAUGAUGACUACGUAUCCCCUACUGCUGAACUUAUGAAUGGCCUGCUGCCGGUUGAGGAGUCUGUCUCCGUCACUGACCUGCUGGAUCUGGGUUCAGUGCCGGUGCCUUCCAUGGUCUCCUCUUUCCCCUCAUCUGCCUCCAUUCUUCCCUGUGCUUCAGGUUCUUCGCCGCCAUCAUCCUCGUCGUCUUCUUGCCAGCCUGUGGAGGUGCCGCCUACUCAGGCCAGUGUGGAACCUGAGGCCAGUCCACCCAGCUCCCAAAGCUCAUUGCCCCCUACAACACACUCCAUAAAUACUGGAACUGUCCCAUCCUUAACUAUCAUGGAGGAAGACGGGGACAGCCAGCCAGAAUCAGCCAAUCAGGCACUUCAGUCCCCUCCAUCUAUCCCAUACAGCCUGGGAAACCUCUCCUCAUUAGAUAUGACCAAUGAUGAGGAGCUUCCAACUGACCCCAGCAAUUCCUCUGACACUCAGGAAGAGAGUGAGGUUGAGUCCUUCUGUACAGACCUCAGCGGCCGAUUGCAUAUCAACAUAGUUGUUUGCAUGAGCGUGGAUAAGCUCCAUGACCUUCUGUUCUCGGACACUCAGUUCAUACAACACCUCUUCUCCCAACGGCACUUUACCGAUCUCUCUGUGCACGAGUGGCAGCAGGACAGCAGCAGUGGAAGCAGCAGUAGAGUUCUGAGUUAUACCAUAGCCAUCAACAACCCGCUGGGCCCAAAAACUGCUCCUGUGGUGGAAACACAGACUCUCCACAAGAGCAGCACACAGGGUGAGUGUUACGUUGUGGACUCGGAGGUCAUAACAUCAGGCAUCCCCUACCAGGACUACUUCUACACUGUACACAGAUACUGCCUCACCUCUGUCAACAAGCACAAGAGUCGGCUCAGGGUCUCGUCUAAUAUCUGCUACAGGAAGCAGCCGUGGAGUCUUGUGAAAGCUCUGAUAGAGAAGAACACUUGGAGUGGCAUAGAAGAGUAUUACAGACACAUGGAGAUGGAGGUGUGUAAGCUGGAGACGCUGCUACAAACGGAGGUUUCUGUGGUGAGUACUGGGGAAGCUGCUUCAGCAGACUCCGCCAAGACAAACCCGACCCUGCGCAGACGCAAACGCAACUACCCCCGACGAGCAGGAGACCGGGAGAGAGAGAGGGAAGGGCCAGGAGGCGGCGGGGAACGGGGCGACAGAGGAACUGGUGAGGAGCGCGAAAGGAGAGAAGCGAGUGCUCAGUAUGUGAAAGAGAGGUGGCGAGGGGCCAGCAACAACAACAGCAUCUCCACCAUACUGCUUAUUGUGAGCUUUAUUCUGGUUGUGCUGGUGGCUCUGAACAUGAUGCUGUUCUACAAACUCUGGGCACUGGAGCGGGCCGCACACACACUGGAGACGUGGCACACCUACUCUCUAACUGACAGUCCUCUGCCUCAGUCUGCAGGAGAGUGGGCACAGGUGCUGCAGCUCCAGAGGCAGUUCCAUCAGACCCAGAUGAACAAAUGGCAGCAGAUUUUACAGUCCUCUGUCACACUUCUGGAUCAGAUGAAACAGUCCCUGGAGAAGCUCCACAGAGGAAUGAUCACCCCAGAGGUGCAGCAGGAGUCCGAUCCUGCACCAGACACAUUGACAGAUCAGUGAGAUCCCGCCCAAUCUCUUAACGGUAACAAACCCCAAUAGAACCGUUUACAGACUCUCACCCCUGUCACAUGGGCAUCCAGGAGAGGGAAAAUCUGGAAAGGGAGAUGGUGCUUUCUUUAGUGAUAUUAAAGUUGGGAAUGGUGUUUGGUAUCUCUGGGUUACCCAAACGUCCUAGCAGCAGCUACAUUCUUCUGGCUGUGUAAUAAACACUCAACCCUUUGUUCAGUUUGAACUCCUUAAACUCUAUGGGUCUAAAGCAAUAACACAAAUGUAUGGGAUCAGCUAUACUCCAUAUAUGGAGAACAUCCGUGAAUUUCAGCUGUGCUGCAUCCUGAGCCGUUCUGGUCUGUCGUGCAUGUCUGAGAAAGCUGAAUGUGAGCUUUUAGCAGACUGUGAUUCGUUUUGGAACCAUUUUUUGGAAAUGUCGAGCUUGGGAAAGUUGCUUCAAAGAUGGACAUUUCAAAGAGGGAAGGUGGUUUGUGGUGGACACUGCUCUCCUAACUUUUGGAGGACAUCAAUCUCUAAUCUAGAUCAAUCUGUUCACCUGUCGAAAUAGGUAAUUUUUUUAUUUUUUCAUGGAAGAGACACUCCUUUUUAUUCAGUAGCUCUUCCGUUUUGUUAUUUUUAUUAUUUUGUCUGAUUACUGAAACUUGGAGCAAGAAAUUGUGUCUGACCAUUGCAGUAUUUAUUUAACAGACUUGAAUUACAGUUUACACUGCGAAAAAAUCAUUUUCUUAAAAUGUUUUUUUUUUUUUUGUCCAGUAAAAUAUCGAUACAUUUACUUAAUUAGCAAAAUUGCAUGUUUCCUUUAAGCAUAAAUCUAACAAAAAUUACGUUUAUGCAAAACAAUAAUGAAAAAAAAAAAUUGGCAAAUGCGGUAAGAAAAAUUACUUUUAAGAUGUAUUCUCUGAAAACAAUUCAUAUGAUUAUUUUUUUUUACUGGAAAAUGUGACAAAAUACUGAUUAAGAAAAUGACUGUGUUGCAGUGUAAUGUCGAUAAGUCAUUGUAUGUUUCUGCUCAUGUUGUCUUUGAACAUGGACCAAUGUAGAAAUGAGUGAUAUGAAUUCCCGUUUUAGCAAAAAUGUGGAACAAUUGUAAUGACAAUUAGAAGUUAAUCUACAAGACAAAAUUGCAAAAAAAAAGAAAGAAAUGUAAAACAUGCAACUGUUACUUAGGAAAGAGUAUCAGAGUGACGAUUGUUUUUACACGCCUUUAGCAUUUUUACCAUUGCUUCUGCCUCCCUAACACUUUAAUAAGUUUUGUUUUUAAAUCCCUGUGGUAUUUAUGAUGUAGAGGUGAGUGGAGCUAUUUUGUGUGGUUGUGUACGUUUUCAGGAAACUUGUUGAGUUUUACUUGAAUUAAACUGAACUGUUCAUGCGUACUGCAAGCUUGACCAGUUGAUCGUACAAACAGAUCCAAGAUCUUCAGCCAUUCCUGGGGAUGGACAUUUAGGACCAACCAGAACUCAAGGCCAGGAGAAACUAAAGGAGAUGUGCAGGCAGUAUUGUGAUGUAUUUGACAUUCCUCUCAACACUGUAGAUGGGUGAAUCUCGCAAAGAAUAUGCUCGGAAUCAUAUUUUAACUGAAGCAUAUUUUGCGUAAAGCUUAUUAAGCCUAUUUUUAGAACCAUUGCAAAUAUUUUAAAUUGUGUCCUUUUAUUUUCAAGACAAUUGAACACAUUUUCCCUACAAAUUCUCAUUACCAUAAUUCAAUAGAAAAAACAUUCCUGUUACUAUGUGUAUGGAUGUUUUACUUGUGUGUCUCAUUAUUGUAGAACAGUAUUAAUAAUCAUAUUGUUGGACAGUAAUUUCUUUUAAUAAAUCAACAUAAAUGUUGUAUAAAUAUUUAGCAAUUUAUAUAAUAUUUGUAUAGGUUAAAUAAUCCUUUUUGCAUUGCAGCAAUAAGAAUGGAUUUUCUUCACAUUACGGUUUAUGAGAAUUGGGAGAAAUGUGCUUAAUUGUAAUGAAAACAGUUUGUGUGUUUAUAUGCACAUCAAUACCCAGAUAACUACCACAAAUCAGCUUAUUAAAAAUAUCUGACAAAGCAAGAAAACAUGUGUUGACAUGAGACUUGAAAUUGUCCGAUUAUUCUCUGGUUUUGACAAAAUGCAAAAUGGAAGCGUGCACGCACGUAUUGCAUAAACAUGUAGGAGUGCUGGUAAAAGUGUUUACAUGCAAUGCAAACUUUUAUGUGCGUUAGAUUAGUACAUUGCGUUAAAGUAAUCACAUUACUAAUAACAAUCUUUCUAAAAUACUUUUUACAGAAGUUUUUUUUCAAUCAACAAAUUCAAAAUGUCUAUAUUUCCUCAUUAUUAGGAGACACACCCCUAUUGGAGGCCACAGAAACACAAACACACACACGUAUUCAUGUUAAAUGUAUUCUGCAUAAGUAAUAUUUUAGAUAUACAUGUAACCCAAAUAAUGUACUUAAAAGUAAAUAACAGAUAUUUUUUGAUAAUUACUUUGUAAUUAGAUUACACGUAACACUGGUCACAAGGCAAAACAUCUUAAUGGCUUAAUUUUCUUCAUGCAAAAUAAAAAUGUGCUUUUGAUUUUAGGGUGAUAUAUGACCCGGACAUUUCUUGACAGGCAUCGUGAGAUUUACCCUGAGGUUUUGCGUUGAUUUUUGUGUCUUGUGUUUGAUUUGGACAGUCUGUUACUAUCGCCCAUUUAAUUUGUGUCUUCCUGUAUUUGUCAUCUCGGUCUGUCCUGCCCUUCAGCCUCAGUAAUCUCUCCCUCCUCUGAGUGUGUUGUCAGAGUGCUGUCUGUCUGUGGGCGCUGCUGUGCAAAGCCCUUUCUGAGUGAUGAAAGUGUGUGCUAUUUAUUCGGGUCAGGGAGGGAGAGAACGAAGGUGGGAUAUAUAGACAUGAUUGUAAAGAUGACUUGGUGACAGUUAAAAUGUAGAAUAAAAACAAUUGCAAAAACAUUGUACAAUUGCGUGUUACUAAAUAGAACAUCCUUUUCUUUUUGGUUAGGAGAGUUCCUGAUCAGUGCCAGUCAAAUCAUCUUGUAAUGAUAUUAUGGAUGGGCACAUUGGUUAUGCAAUAGACACAUUCAAUGAACUGGUUCAAACGGAUGCACCUGUCAAGCAUUUAUUAAGGAAUUGCCAACAACAUUAGAAACCUGUACUUAAAAGUUCAGUAUGGUUUAAUGGUCAUCAGGCUUUACUAUGUAUAAUAUAUGCUAUUAGGGAUGUCGCGAUUAACUGCGAUUAAAAUGGUCACGGUUAUUAAACCGUAAAAAUUGGGAAGCUACGGAUAAAAACCGGAAAAACAACCAUGUUGUCUAUUUAAAAAAAAAUGUAAAAAAAUUCUGAAAAUGAGUAUUUCAAUGUGGGUCUAACUACUUGCGCCGUGUGCCCUGCCCUCUGCCUGACUGGUCUGUGAGGCUAUUACUAUGGUAACGGAGUUCACGAGGUGUUUGUCUAGGUAAGGCGGGGCGCGUGCCGUAACAUGAAAUUUCAGCGCACGUGAAACUCUCAAUAUGAAAACAUGGCGGAACAACGCGAUCUCCCGGACUUGUAUCCGACGAAGAAGCGAAUUAAAUUAGCCAUUUAGAAGCAUUAUGUCUAUCUAAAAAAUGACACAGGAGUCGUUGAAGACGGGUAUCCAAUAGCCUAUGCAAAACGUGCAGACAAAAAGUGCCAGUAAAAGCGGUGAAAACAUCUAAUAUGUUCCAGCACCUGAGGAAUCACCAUCCAGAGAUUCAUGACCAGAUGAAGGUAAUAAUUUUACAAACAUAGUAAAUAUUAUAUGUAGUGUACUACUUACCUUUUGGUAAAGUCAAACACUGAAUUGAAACUGUUUUGGGUUAUUUAUUUUUUAAUUUAUAUUGUAUUUAUUGAAAGGGUAUACAGACUUUUUGUUGAAAAGGUACAUUAGCCUACGUUUUGGUGUCUGAGGGCAGUUAGAGAAAAUUGCAAAAACUUUAAUACAAGUACUUUACCUACUUAUUUUCAACUUGUUUUCAGUUAAAAUUAGGAAUGUAUAUGCUAACUGCGUGUCCUAAAGAAAGCUGCAAUAAAACUUAAGUUGUGAUAUGUUUGUGGAGGUUUUAAUUGUUGCAUAAUAUAAACAUAAAAAUCGUGAAAUUAGAUUGAUUUUUAUUUAUCAGACAAUAAUCGUACCAUCAGAAUUGCACAUCGUGACAUCCCUAUAUGCUAUGAAUGAGCCUGAUGACAUGAAAAUAUGUUUGCAGAGGAAUUAAGGGAACUAGGUCUUUGGGGGCGGGUAUGUUAUGGAUGCCUACAGCCCACCACACCAGAUAUUGCAUUUGUAAAUGAUGUAUUAGUCAUUAAUGAACCCCUUUAUAAACUCUUAACAAUAUUGGGAAUUUAAAUGUAAACGGUUUCCUGUCUUUUUUUUUGUAGUGACAUAAAUAUUUAGUUAAGUACUGCUGUUUAUAAUUACUGUAUAUUUAGAUUAACUGAGCUUUGGUUAUCUGAAGAUGCUUUUUUAAAUUUAAUUAGCUGUACUUCGUGUCCAUCUACAAUGUAGAUUCUACAUUAUGUUGAGUUUGAAUGCAGUCGCCCUUGAUGAGAACAUUCUUUUCACACUUGUUUGUAUUUUAAGAUCAGCACUUCUCUAUUAAAUUGUCUAGGUAUAUUAUGCAUGGUCAAUGCAUUCAAAGUGUCAAAAAGAAAUCCACACAUUUCAUUUUCAGUGUAUUUUAUUUUUGUUCUGUAUUUUGUUAUUUUUUUUUGGCAAGCAACACUUUCACUUUAGCAUGAACUGCAUACUUGAUUUGUUGAGGCCUGUGGGACUCUGUGCAUACUGUACAGAGUCCCACAGAUGUGCAGACACUGUCAAUUUUCUGUGACAUUAAAGUGUUACAAUACCAUGUCAUUUUUUUUUAGUAAUUACAGCACUUAAAGGCCACCUAUUAUCGAAUUUUGAAAAUUACCUUUCAUGUAGUGUGUAACAUAGAUUUAAGUGAACAAAAACAUCCUGCAAAGUUUUAUAUAUGAAAGUUCACCGUAAAAAAAGUUAUUGUCUCUCAAAAGUAGGAGUCGACUCUGAGUCAAUGUAAUGAAUCGUUUUUCCAAUGAGUCAUUUUCCUUUUCGUUGUGACGUCAAGACGAAAAAUUAUCAAAUUGGCCGCGCCCACUCAUUGUGCGCGCAGACACCAGGGAAAACUUGAAAACAUCAUGUCGACAACAAGACGCUGUGUUCUGAAGUGCAUAUCAAAAGUGAACUUUUUUCACUGCCCAGGGACGAGCAUGUGAAGAAUCAGUGGCUAGAGUUUAUAUUUACAACUAUACCACACAAGUAUAGCCCGAACUGCUGUGUUCGCGUCAUUUUAAUGACGAUUGCUUUACGAACAUGAAUGCUUACAAGUGUGGAUUCGCGAGCCGGUUGAUACUGAAGGAAGGUUCAGUACCAAGUUUAUUUGGAUCAGCUUCCUCCUCCGAAUCACAUCCUGUAAGUAUUAUUAAUAAUUGUUGCUUUUAUGUGUUUUUUAGCAUGCUUAAUAAGUAUUUGUGUGUGUUGUGUAAGUUACGCUCAGCGCAGCUUCUAGGUCUCCAAUGUCAAUUUUUUUUUAAAUAUGUGAAAUGUUUGUCGAUGUUAUUGGAGUUGUCAUAAAGAAUAGAGCAAUAACUUGUAGUAAUGGAGUGCUUUACCAAUAUGUUUAUGCUUUGGGCUAACGCAAACAAUAACUGAUUGGGUGUUUACCACCAAACUUUGGGCUAUGAUCGCUAACAUAAAUCAACUCAAAUUCCUUCUCUGAUUUUGAUUUUUUUUUACUACAAAGCGGUGAUGGCCGUUCCGUUU
Xyrauchen texanus (razorback sucker) is the source of this 9359-nucleotide messenger RNA. RefSeq names its product protein Aster-A-like. Gene Ontology annotation, biological process: intracellular sterol transport. The record is from RefSeq and is a predicted model, not a curated record. Lineage: Eukaryota; Metazoa; Chordata; Actinopteri; Cypriniformes; Catostomidae. Gene Ontology annotation, molecular function: sterol transfer activity; sterol binding. Bases 895 to 3588 code for a protein of 897 amino acids. Gene Ontology annotation, cellular component: endoplasmic reticulum membrane; endoplasmic reticulum-plasma membrane contact site; plasma membrane. The transcript has 21 exons.